AUGAGGCUAAAGUCUGGCAACCUGCCCUGGCACACUCUUGCACGUGACAGCUUGCUGUCACUCACUGACCUGACGUUCGACCCGCGAUCCCUGCGACCCCACUCAGAGAUUCUGCUUCCCCCAUUCAUCAGGUGCCUAAGAUUGGAGUCAACUUUCUAUGUGUCUGUGGACGGACUGCUGACAAGAUAUCCAUCAAUCGAAGAGGUGCACCUCCAUUCUUUGCGCUCUCCGGAAGAAUUCGCUCCGAUCAGCAUGCCAUUGAAGGUCCUUGGCGUCGCACUCACUUUUAGGAGACGCGGCCAAUUCCCUUCGCCUGACGCCAAUGAGUGCGACAGGCUGGUCUCCAAGAUGGUAACAAGGCUGCUCAAAAAUGCAACACUAGCCACCACGAUCCACUUGAUGCUCGGCACAGACGCCAACUACCAAAUAAGAAGAAUCGAUAAGGUGACCUUGAUGCUAUUGUGCUCUCACAAGGGCGAACUCAGAGCAUUGUACUCGCGUCUGGCCAACCCAGCAUAA
Molecule: messenger RNA, 519 nt
Organism: Acytostelium subglobosum LB1
Lineage: Eukaryota; Evosea; Eumycetozoa; Acytosteliales; Acytosteliaceae
Exons: 1
Coding region: 1-519 (172 amino acids)
Source: RefSeq, a predicted model, not a curated record